Messenger RNA from Rhinichthys klamathensis goyatoka, 4859 nucleotides. RefSeq lists its product as uncharacterized. Bases 459 to 4514 code for a protein of 1351 amino acids. The transcript has 8 exons. Gene Ontology annotation, molecular function: small GTPase binding. Gene Ontology annotation, biological process: regulated exocytosis. Gene Ontology annotation, cellular component: recycling endosome; early endosome; mitochondrion. Lineage: Eukaryota; Metazoa; Chordata; Actinopteri; Cypriniformes; Leuciscidae. The record is from RefSeq and is a predicted model, not a curated record.
GAUUCCAAGUCAAGGUAGAGCUCAAACUAGUGAUCUCUGCCAGAUUAUUCAUUGUGUUCUAAAAUGAACCAUUCCACGACGGAUUUGAGCUGCCUUUCUCUUUAAUUCUGCUGGACACUUUAUUGCGGAGCCCCCACAAAAUGUUGGAGGGCGGGCCGCGCAGCAGCAGCGCAGUGAGUUGUCAAAAUCUUGUGGCGGUGACGCCGAGGGUCCACAACGCCCACUAAAGUAAAUUGGUGUGGUUUGCCUCGCGAGGGAUUAUAUAGGCUAUUUAUUAUCAUCAGCGUUGCGAUUGUGGUCGUCUUUUUGAAUUGAGCUGAAUGAUAAUGCAGCGAUUUCUCUUUCUGCAACUUCGGGCGGCGGACAGGCGCAAGGGCGCGAGCAGUGCAUAGUUAUCCAAUGCGCAAGUGUCAUUCUGUUGGAUUAGCCCAAACAACUGCGUCUCCAACUGCACCGGGAUGCCUCUUAUCAGCCUGGACGACGAUGAUCAGAGAUGGGUCCCGACGCAUGUCAACGUGACCGUGCUUCGCGCGAGGGGUCUGCGGUCGAAGGGCAAGCAAGGCAGCCGCUAUGUUUACACUAUCAUCCAGGUCGGCAAGGAGAAGUACACCACCGGCCUGGUGGAGAAGGCUGAGGAGCCGCAGUGGAACGAGGAGUGCUCGUUUGAGCUCCAGCCCGGGCUGCUGGAGGCGGGUGGGACGAGCGCGUACCCGCCCGGGAGCAGCAACCUGGUGCUCACCGUGAUGCAUAGAGUGCUGAUCGGGCUGGACGUGUUUCUCGGACAAACUAUUGUUCCUCUCGACAAAGUUUUCCAGGAAGGAAUGUGUCCUAGAAAUGAGUGGUUCAAGCUGCACUCCAAGGCUGGUCGAAAGGAGAAGGAGCGAGGAGAGCUGCAGGUCACCAUCCAGUUCACCCGCAACAAUAUGACCGCUAGUAUGUACGACUUGACCGUAAAGGACAAGCCUCGUUCUGCAUUUGGGAAACUGAAGGACCGCGUCACAGGAAAAAAGCGAGGAGAUUUGGAGUCCUCCUCUGCCAUUUUACCCGGCCGCUACGCCGCCAUAUCAGGGUCUGUAGGUCCUCCGUUUGCAGGAGACGGUGGACCCGAUGAUCCAGGCGAGGAAGAGGUGCUCGAUGAACACCGAAGCAAGGUGAAAGACUUCUUCUUUAAAGGGAAACUACGCAAGAAUUCAGACACACGCUCCUGUUCAUCAUUGGCUUCGGACAGUAGCAUGGCAUCGUCCGCUGGGGAUCCAUUCGUCCCAGUAGAGCUUUCCAGAACACCUGUCUACAGCAGCAGAGUGAUGGAGCCCUUCCGUAUGGACACUGAAGCAGGGAUAAAAGAUGAAAUAAAUUUGGAACGACAUGGGGUGAUGACCCACAAGCGUGCACACAGCGAUGAAGCCAGUAAGAUCACGGGUGUUCCUCAUCUUAUCCCUGCUGUGGAAAACCUAAAAGGUCAGAGCAUGGCGCUCUCCAAAUCAACCCUCUGCAUCAACGGUAGCCAUAUCUACUCAUCCGAGCCUGCCAGCCCUAAGAGUCCAAGCACCAUCCCGGCCAAGCUCUCCCUGCUGGAGAAAUGCGCACCCCUUUCUCGCUCUCUCCAGAACCUGACCCGACGUGGCGAGGACUCGCAGAAGAGCGAUGGGAGACGCUGGUCCAUUGAAAAGACCAAGAAGGAGGACGGGGAGAUGGAUGGAGCUCAGAGUCAGACCCAAGGUGCCGCCACUCCAGAUGGGAAGCCAGUGCAGGCCGCUGGACCCGUGGAAGUGGUGGAUAAAGGGAAAAAGCUGAGGAAAACUCUGUUUUCUAGCGGGAGGAGUGACUCUCUCCCAGCCAAGCCGGAGCAGAGCCAGGUUUCUGCUCCUCUUGAGGGCAGACGCAGAGGAUGGUUUGGCUCCGGUGACUCGCAGAACAAGCCAAGGCUGGGAGUCUCUCCUAAGGUAGAGAGCAGCUCAGACACCCCCUGUCAGAUCCCUUGCUCCCCCAGUCAGCCCCCAUGCUCUCUUCCCCUCAGUUGCACUACUGGCUUGGUGUCUCCCCCUAGUGGCAAUCACACCAACCCAUUCACCCACUCUUCCCCAACACCCCCUUCCAUCUCUCCCUCCAACCCUUUCCUCACACGACUACAGCAAAACCCUUUUUUUGAGGAUCUUAUAGCCGAGGAAGCACUGAUGUCUCCGACUGCUGGUUACUGUUCUCUAAAUUCCAGUCUUUAUCAUUAUCCAGUCGGAUCCAGUCCCCUCCGUAAUGGAGUGUCGAACAAAAUGUCCGCAAUAAAGCGGGAAAGACCCAGGAGUAUGUCCAGGCAGAGGUCUCUUCCGACCAUUAUGCUUGAGAACCCAGAAGCAAACUCAAAUAUUAUUCCGAACCACUCUCUGUCUGAGAGGGCUGGGGAAUGGGAUGAUUUUGAAGCAUUUGCCUCAAGCCGUCUCAAAUCACCAAGUGGAACUCCAACUAGACCUCCAUCAGCACAGUUUCUUUCACAGGAACCAAAUACAAACCAGAUGGUGUUUGUAAAUGAUAAAGCGAUUGGUUUAAGAGUUGAUGAAGUUGAUAUGGGUAUUUCAAAGCCAUGGGAUCUGCCUCCUCUACCACCACGUAAACCCAUGAGAACCCAGGUGAUCACCAUGGACAGCUGGUUGGAUAGAGCCCAGGAGCUGGCUGUGCAGAAAGAGGCCUGCUUUCUAUCCCAGACUGACUUUGCCUCCCUUCAGCGUGUGAGAGACGGAGACUUGAAGAGGAGCUCUCAAAUUGUAGGUUCAGAUAAAGAGUUGCAUCACAUUUCUUCAGUAGGGUAUAACAAGAUGGAAGCGGAGUUGAACAGUGAUAUCAAACUGAACCAAUUCAUGUUUGGGGAAGCAACAGGGCAAGAUUUCCCUACAAACAACGCUUGUGGCUCUCCAAAUGGUUUCGGUGAAGAUGCACUUGGAAGCUCUGAAUGCGAGAACACGGUACCUGAAACACUUUGUUUUCCGUCUGAUUGGGAAACCACGGUGACCGAAUCACUUUGCAGUUCACCUCAGACCCAACCCAAACACGAUUCAGAAUUGUCCUGUGAAGUAAAGGUCUCCAAUGAGCAACCACUACAGACUAAAACCAAUGGCAUUGGUUUGUUGACCCUCUCCCCUAGAGAUUCGAACAACAAUACAGAUAUUACUUCUGAGUUUGCUUUCAUUGAUUCUGAAAGUUCACAGUCGGACUUGCAACCACCUUUUGAAAUUAAUAAAGAAGGUGAAGCAUCCAAGGUUUCUUCACAUUUGCACUCAGGCUUACCUGAGGAUAUAUCGUGCAGAAUGGCGUCAGAGUUGAAGAUGUUUUCACCAAGGAACACUCAUAAUGAUAGCACAUCACAUUUGUCUGACUCACAAAACCAUAACCAUUGCUCAUCACCUUUUGAGAGAUCUUGUGAAGGACUGGGAGGACAAAAAGUCGACCAUUGUGAACACCAGAACACUGCUUCAAAGUGUAACUUUGACUCUCAAGACGUGGCUGAUGUUCUCCUCAGAAACGACAUCACUGUGAUCACUCAAACAUUCUCAAGCAAUGACAACACUGUGACAACUCAAAUCCAACCAGAGAUGGUGGAAGACAGUUGCAUCUUGCUCCCUACGCAUGAUGAUGAGGAGCCUAAUGUUAAUUUAACAGAAGGUAACCUAAACUCUGAAGUCUGCUUCUCAAAGAACAAUGAGGUCAAGGGAUCUUGUUCGACGUUGGAUGAACAAAUCAGCUUUGAGGACUUGCAUGCUAGAGUAGCUCCAAGAAAUUCCAGAAGCCCCUAUUCAACAGAAGUCAGAUCAGCCCGCAUCAGACCACACUCAACCACAAGCUCACCCAAAACUGUCUCCUGUGCUGACUCGCUCCCAGGCUCUAAUAAUCCUGCAUCAGACCUCAUUUUGCAUGAUCUUUCCUCUUCACCCACCCCAUUAGCUGGUACUAAUUCCUGUCUCCGCCUUGACCCUUCCCUUCCGGCAAAGCCCCCAAACGAGAUGCCCAGCAUGAGUUCCACAUGCUCCUCCACAGCCCAGUCCCACGUUGAUGCACCGCUCUCCCUCUCACCUGAGGAGACACAGCCAGCAAACGUCCUCCUGCCCCAUGAGGAGAGCAGCCCUCACCCAGUGAAGCCCUUGACCAACACCACUGUGCAGGGAGAGAAGAAACCUGAAAGCCGCUCAGUUCUGGAAAAACUCAAGUCCACCAUUAACCCUGGAAGAUCUGCACCAGUAACCACUGCUGAGGAUGAGCAAAACCAGUUGGCUCUGAUUGAGGCCCGGGCUCAGUAUCAGAACAUGACCAACAUGGAGCUGAUCGCUCUGCUGCUUCAGCAGGAAGUGGACGUCAAGAAGCAGCGAGCUGAAACUGAGGUGCAGGAGGCGUUAUUGGAGAAACGUGAGGCCGAACUGAAGAAGAUGAAGGUUCAGGUCAGAGACCUGGAGGACUACAUUGACAAGCUGCUGGUGCGCAUUAUGGAACAGACGCCCACCUUGCUGCAGGUACGCGCAAGACCAAAAUGACUACGGUGACCCGCUCCGUCCUGAAAACACUAUUGAUCUAAAGCCAUUUGUGAUGCUCCAUUAAAUUUCAAAACUGCCAGAUUCACGUAGACACGAUAAAGCUUUGCAUGCUUUUUACUGGACUUCCAAAUCCACAGUCAUUGACGUUUAGCAUAUUACUAGUCAUUAUAUGAGCACAAGGCAGUGGUUUAAAGUAAAAAAAAAAAAAAAAGGAUCUGCAAUAUUCAUUGAUUCUACCAAAAUAAGUCUUCCUGUUUAUGAAUAUGCUAAUUUUCAUCGUAAGGAUGGAAUAAGAAGAUCUGGGAUCCUGACGCAUCAGUAUACCAAAAUGUUAUACAUAUUAAA